Messenger RNA from Racocetra persica, 128 nucleotides. The record is from the annotation of a GenBank genome assembly. NCBI's taxonomy places the organism in Eukaryota, Fungi, Glomeromycota, Glomeromycetes, Diversisporales, Gigasporaceae.
AAGUCACCUUACCGCAAGCAGAAGAAAUACUCAAAAAGAAAUUUAACCUUAAUUUUCAACCUAUUCUAUUUGAAAACAUGCUUUUCUUUGAUCCUUCUCCUUUUCAACAAAAAGGUUCAGAACAAUGA